Molecule: messenger RNA, 532 nt
Organism: Drosophila bipectinata
Lineage: Eukaryota; Metazoa; Arthropoda; Insecta; Diptera; Drosophilidae
Product: protein Asterix
Biological process (GO): protein insertion into ER membrane
Cellular component (GO): endoplasmic reticulum membrane
Molecular function (GO): protein folding chaperone
Source: RefSeq, a predicted model, not a curated record
GCUAACCAUUCACAUUCCUCGCAGUGGGCCGUGCAAUCUGACCUGAUUUUCGUUAUUUUAAUGAUUAGUGAAAAUUAAAUAAAUUAAACAUGAGUAUCACCGUAGACCCACGCAGAAAAGAAAAGAUCAACCGCUACAAGGCCCCUAAGAAUCAGGGCCAAGGUGGUGGCGCUAACGAGGACAUGAUGCCGGAUUACAUGAACAUUCUGGGAAUGAUUUUCUCGAUGUGCGGGCUGAUGAUGAAGCUCAAGUGGUGUGCCUGGUUCGCAUUGUACUGCUCUUGCAUCAGUUUUGCCAGCUCCCGGGCCAGCGAUGACGCCAAACAAGUACUGUCCUCCUUCAUGCUCAGUGUCAGCGCCGUAUUGAUGUCGUAUCUGCAAAAUCCGGCCGCAAUGACUCCGCCGUGGGCCUCUUAGCAGUGAGAAUAGAGCUUGGUAACCUGUCACCAACCAUUCUUUAGAUAAUAACAAACCCAUUUCUAGCUUGGAUGAUAAUAUGAAGUUUAUUUGGAACCAAAAGGGAUAAAAAUGAA